CUUAGCAAGCCACUUCUUCUUCUAGUAGCUUCACCAACAACUGGUGUUUCCAAUAUUGUCAAUAACUGCAGAGCUCUGUCAAUAUCACCUUUGGUAAAAGCUUUAAUCAUUGACGACAACAAUAUAACAGUUAAAAUGCUUUUAAAGAUUCUUACUAAAGAAUUUGGUCAUCUUACUUCUUGCACUGCGAGCGGCAAAGAAGCUCUUAAUAAAUUAUCACUAGAAACUUUUAAUAUAAUAUUUAUGGAUAUAGACAUUCCAGAACUUUUCGGCAUAGAAACAACCUUAGCUAUACAUUCCACAGGUUCUAAAGUGCUUAAAAACAAUCAACAAAUACCAAUAAUAGCUUAUAUUACAAAUCCUUGGAAAGACCAGUAUUUUAAAGCAGGUAUGAAUGGUUGGGUUGAAAAACCAGCAAGUCAAUCAACUGUUAGGCAAGAAUUAGACAGAGUUAUGCUUCUCAACAAAGGUCUUCAUGCUAUUUCCUAG
Molecule: messenger RNA, 489 nt
Organism: Racocetra fulgida
Lineage: Eukaryota; Fungi; Glomeromycota; Glomeromycetes; Diversisporales; Gigasporaceae
Source: the annotation of a GenBank genome assembly